Aspergillus melleus is the source of this 2166-nucleotide messenger RNA. RefSeq names its product WD repeat NOL10/ENP2 family protein (gene ENP2). Gene Ontology annotation, molecular function: protein binding. Gene Ontology annotation, biological process: maturation of SSU-rRNA from tricistronic rRNA transcript (SSU-rRNA, 5.8S rRNA, LSU-rRNA). Bases 1 to 2166 code for a protein of 721 amino acids. The transcript is spliced from 2 exons. Gene Ontology annotation, cellular component: small-subunit processome; nucleolus; nucleus. The record is from RefSeq and is a predicted model, not a curated record. Lineage: Eukaryota; Fungi; Ascomycota; Eurotiomycetes; Eurotiales; Aspergillaceae.
AUGAAGCUUUCCAACCAGUCCGAGGUGCCGGUCUACACCAUCUCCGGCUCGAAUACGGCUCGUCCACUUCCAGAAUGGCUUGCCAGACGACGCAAGCGCAGUUUGAAAAAUGAUCCGGAGUAUGCGAAUCGAGUCGAGCUACUCCAAGAUUUCGAGUUCGAAGAAGCUAGCCAAUGUAUUCGGGUCAGUGAGGAUGGCGAAUGGGUCAUGAGCACGGGAACCUAUAAACCUCAAAUUCACACCCAUCAUCUCCCGCAGCUGUCGCUUUCAUGGGCUCGUCAUACGGAUGCCCUGAACACAACCUUUAUUCUCCUCUCGUCCGACUAUUCGAAAUCCCUUCACUUACAAUCCGACCGUUCCCUUCAGUUCCAUACACCCUCCGGCUGCCAUUACACCACAAGACUUCCCCGCUACGGUCGUGAUCUGAUCUACGACAGAUUUUCCACAGAUGCGCUGGUCCCCUCUGUCGGCGUGAACCAGGAUGGAAUGGGUGAGGUGUUUCGACUGAACCUCGAGAUGGGUCGUUACAUGCGCAGCUUCGAAGUCGAUGUCGGUGGUGACGAUUUCACCUCAGCCGGUGGAGGAGCGUUGCAGGGUGGUAUCAACACCGGAGCGGUCAACACGGGAGCCAUCGCCGAGGACAGUCACGGUCUUUUGGCCUUCGGUACCACGCUAGGAACCGUGGAGCUAUGGGACCCCAGAGCCAAGGGCAGAGCGGGCAUUCUACUCCCACCCACACAAUCAGCACCCGACGAUCUGCGGUCAGAGAUUACGGCACUAGAGUUCCAUCGCUCGGGGUUGACUCUCGGAACUGGCUCUUCCAACGGUCUCAUUCACCUGUACGAUCUUCGAUCCCCGGUUCCUCUUCUUAAGAAGGAUCAAGGGUACGGCUUCCCCAUCCACACGCUCAAGUUCCUUCAGCCAUCGACAUCCACCCGUGAGCAGACUAUGGAACCCAAGAUCCUCUCGGCGGACAAGAAGAUCAUCAAGCUUUGGGAUCCUCGGGAUGGCACUCCUUGGACGUCUGUGGAACCUGCUGUUGACAUCAACUCCGUCGCCUGGUGCAAGGACAGCGGAAUGCUCUUGACUGCCAACGAAGGUCGGCAGCAGCAUGCAUUCUUCAUCCCCCAACUUGGACCCGCCCCCAGAUGGUGCUCGUUCUUGGACAACCUGGUGGAGGAGAUGGCCGAGGACCCCAACGAUCCCAACUCUUUCAGCACUGGCCAGUCUGGCUCUGUUUACGACAACUACAAGUUCUUGACUGUUCCUCAACUGAAGACCUUGAACCUGGAGCAUUUGAUUGGCCGGACCAAUCUCCUGCGCCCUUACAUGCACGGUUACUUUGUGGCUCAGCGCUUGUAUGAAGAGGCUCGACUGAUCACCAACCCGUACAUCUGGGAAGAACAGCGUGCCAAGCGAGUCAAGGAGAGAAUCGACCAGGAGCGUGAGAGUAGAAUCCGCGGCAAGAAGAAGGCGGCCGUCAAGGUCAACAAGAAACUCGCCGAGAAACUCAUGGCCAUCGAGGACAAGAACGAGCGUCGCAAGGCACAGCGCGUGCUUAACCGUGGCGGCGACGAAGACAUGGUCGAUGCCCCUGCAACAACCGACAAGCCCGAGGCCGAACAGAAGGGUCUGCUCGGUGACAGCCGUUUCACCCAGCUGUUCGAGGAUGAAGAUUUCGCCAUCGACGAAACCUCUCGCGAAUUCCAGCUUCAAAACCCCAGCACCGUUCCCGACCAGUCCACCAGGAAGGAGCGAGGCCUCACAGCCGUGGAGCAGGAAGCAAUUGACGACGUGCCCGGCUCGAGCUCUGACGAUGAUGACUCAGACUCCGACAAUGAGCAAGCACGACCCGUCCAAGAAAAGCCCUCCAACAAGAUCUCCACCUCGUCCUACAAGCGCACCAAUCGUCCCCAGCCGCGCAUGCAGGUUUCCUCCUCCAACGCCGCCAACUCCUCCCGCGAUCGUUCUUUCGGUUCUCGGGCGCAGAAUAUGCGCACUAAGCAAAAGCCUGCGCGCCGUGGCGGCGGCGUGGUCGGCGAGCGAGAAGUGACGUUCGCGCCGCGUGUGGCGUCCAAACGAGCCCCGGAACCACAGUUUGACAAGACCAGUUUCAAGGCGAAGGAGCGACGAAGCGCUUCCGGAAACACGUUCCGAAAGAUGUGA